Molecule: messenger RNA, 1420 nt
Organism: Hyalella azteca
Lineage: Eukaryota; Metazoa; Arthropoda; Malacostraca; Amphipoda; Hyalellidae
Product: transmembrane protein 45B-like
Exons: 5
Coding region: 135-1124 (329 amino acids)
Source: RefSeq, a predicted model, not a curated record
CUGUUCUGUCUGUUCCUUCGAAACUAAAAUCGCAUAUAAACCUUUGACUCUGUGAAAACGUUAUUUCUCGUAAGUAUCUGAAACAUUGCGUCUAAAUACACUUUGUUUUUCCUCAGUAAUAAACUAUUAGUACAAUGGAUCCCAGUAUUGGGAAAGGACCAGUCUCAAAUCAUUCCAUGCAUCCAGAAGCAAUUGGACGUGGUGGUAUGACCCAUUCAGCCCUGGAAGCUCUGCUGCUGGAUCCAGGGACAUUAGCUGGACAUGUAAUCCCGGGCUUGCUGUUCAUGUUCUUCGGCUUGUUUUGGACCUACAGUAUCCUUUACAAGUAUCACGUUGCAAGGAGAGGAGCCAUUCUGCUUGGCAAAGGAAGUUAUAAAUCUAGUCAUAAAAACACCCUCUUCUCGACUUAUUACGCUUGCCACUGCACCAACGUUUCAGUGGACGCCAUCAUCGCCUUCGUCUGCGCUAUUAUUGUUUUCAUUGGUGAAUUUAUUUGGGGGUUCAGAGGGGGCGAGUUCGUUGUGAUGUCCAACACGCAUCACAUGUGCAUUUAUUUCUUCUACGGGCUCGCUGCCUUCAUUCACAUCCUCGUGUGCCGCAAGCAUCCCAUCCCUGCUGACUCCGACUACGCGGCGAUGAUCGUCGCAUGCAUAGUGGAGGCGCUGAUGUUCCAGGGCCACAUCGAUGGUCGGGGACCAAUCAAUGCCAAGAUACACAUGUUGCUGGUGUACACUGUUACGGUGUCGGCCGGUUUUCUGGUGCUGGAGAUGGCUGCGCGGCGCAAUGUUUUAAUCUGCCUUGCGAGAGCUUCAAGUUUUUUAGUGCAGGGCCAAUGGUUCUUCACGGGAGGCUUCAUCUUGUACCCUCCAUCGUUCAUGCCAACUUGGGAUGACAACAGCCGACCACAAAUGGCGCUGGUAACAACGCUAUUUGCCGUCAAUAUUGCGUUAGCCAUUAUUGGCACAUUGAUGAUGAAUUAUUCCAUUGUUUUGCGAGUAAAUUGUAUGGAUGCGCACACCAUCAGUCGGAUUUUAAACAAGUCGGAUAUGCGGAGUCAAAUAAAUUCAUUGCCAAACAUUGAUCCGGGGAAGCCGCUGAUUUCAGAAUCCGAUGGCGAAUGCUAGGGAAAGCUUAGAGCUCACGUUUCUGAUAGACAAACAUUAGAGCACGAACAGUGUGUUAAUGCGAUACGCCCAUUUGCCAAGGCAGACCUAAUACUGUUGAUGACCAGCACAAGCAUUUCUUUGAGUUAGCGAGCCUUUGAAAAAUUGCGCCUGAUAAAGUACCAUAAGGAAAGUACUAUAACAGCCUCCCUGAUUACAUCGUUGGCGCUUGAACGCGCUUGAACGCGUUGGCGCUUGACUUGAACGCUUGAACGCGUUUAAGUGAACUAGAACGCUUGAACGCGUUCAAGAACAGA